UAAUAGAUCGACACUCGUGGAGUUCGCUUCGUUUCCACAGAAGAAUACUUUUUCUUGCUGUGGGCUGUACUGUGUUAUCUGUAGUCUAGUUAGCCAAAGAGCCUGUUGCCGAACUUUUGAAGACGAAAAACGAUAACUCUCAGCAUGGGGGUGGCUGAAGAUUUCGCUCCCAGCUUUGUAAAGAAGCCACAGCUGCAUCAAGAAGAUGACGGUAAUCGGUUGAUAUUUGAAUGUCAGCUGCUGUCGUCCCCGAAGCCGGAUAUAGAGUGGUUUCGAAGUGACAAUAAACUAACAGAGGAUGUGAGAACCAAAAUAAAAGUUCAACCCAUCGGUGAUAACAAAUUUACGGUAGUAUUAGAGCUAGACGAUGUUGUAGAAACAGAUGCUGGGCUUUACAAAGUGAAAGCCAAAAACAAAUCGGGCGAGGUUUCUGCAUCAAUCAAUUUGAAUUUUACACGCGACGAGGCUCCUGUUCCUGAGAGUUCAGAUGGAAUUAAACCCACAUUUACCGAGCGUCCCGUUAUCCGGCAGAGCGAAGAUGGCGGAAAUGUAACAUUUGAAUGUAGAUGCGUUGGAGAACCCACACCAACGGUUACAUGGUCCCAUGGAGAGACAGUGCUAAGUGAGGGAAAACGCUACAAAAUGUCACUGACGCUGGAUCAGAAACUAUAUCACAUGGCGCGCCUAGAGAUAAGCAGCGUAGUUUCCUCUGAUCAGGGCGAGUAUAAAGCUCACGCGAAAAAUAAGCAUGGCUCGGGAGUGGCAACGAUUAAUUUAAAUUUCGAAAGCGCCAACGACGCGAACGGUUUUGCUCCAUCGUUCAUUGAAAAGCCGAGGAUUAUUCCAAAUGAGACGGGCACUUUGAUAACUAUGAGGUGCAAAUGCGCAGCAAAGCCAGAACCCACCGUAAAUUGGUACAGAGGGCAAGAUUUAGUGGAGAAAAGCAAAAAAAUAAAAAUAAACAGUUCUGUCAUCGCGGAAGACACCUAUGAGCUGACGUUGGAAAUAAAGGAUCCCGGCGCAACAGAUGGAGGAACUUACAGAUGUAAUGUGAAAAACGAGUACGGCGAAUCGAAUGCGAAUCUCAAUUUAAACAUUGAAGCGGAUCCCGAGCCCGAAGGCGAAGGUCCAACAUUCGUUGAAAAGCCUCGCAUUAUAUCUGAAAAUAAUGGCAAGUUGGUCAUCAUGGAGUGCAAAGUCAAGGCCGAUCCAAAACCAGACAUUAUGUGGUUCCGUAACGGGGAAGUCAUCAAAGAAAACAACAAACUGAAAAUGUCCAUGGAAUCGCGUGGCGAUCAUUACUAUAUUAAAUUGGAGUUGAUUGAUCCACAGUUGGAAGACUCGGGUCUGUACAAGUGCAACAUCAAAAAUACAUUGGGCGAAUUGAACGCUAAUUUGACGCUCAAUAUUGAAAUUGUGCCUGUUAUAAAAGAUAAACCCAAGAUAAUUAAAAUAAUAAAAAAACGAACCGUUGUCAUCGAGUGCGUAGUCGCCUCCAAAUUUGAGCCAAAAUGUACCUGGUAUAAGGAAAGCAAUACGGUUAAGGAAAGCAAACGCCACGUUUAUCAAGUUGAGAAAACAAAAGAAGGUGAAUUUGCCGUCAAGCUCGAGAUCAACGAAGUCGAGGAUAGUGAUAAAGGCGCCUAUAAGCUGAUUGCCAGCAAUGAGAAGGGUGAGGCAGUCUCUCAGGUUGUUAAUCUUGUUGACAUCCCAGAAGAAGAGCGCAAGCCCUGUAAGCCCGAGAUUGUGCGCAAGCUGGUUGACCAGAAGGUCACUGAAUCAAAAACCUUUGAGCUUAUAAUUAUUCUAAAGCAAUCAGAUCGUAAGUGUAAGGUUGAGUGGUACAAGAGUAGCACCCUCAUACGUGAGACAAAGGAUAUAACGACAACAUUUGAUGGUACAACGGCGCGAUUGACAUUUAGUAGUGCCAAAACGGAGCACACAUCAAUUUAUAAAGUUAUUGUGACCAAUGAGGCCGGUAAGGAUGAGUCCACUUGCAAGGUCACGGUAGAAAAGAAGGAUAAAAAGAAGGAUGAGAAAGCUGAGAAGGACAAAGAAGAAGCUGAAAAGAAGCGUAAGCAGGGAGCUGCCGAGCAUAUUGGUUUGAAUAAAGUGGAGCGUAAGGCCAGUAUUGUAUCUAUUAACGAAGAAUCAAAGUCUGAGGUACGUCGUAAGUCAAUAAUUAAAACAAUCGGGGAACCCUCUGAAGAAGCCAUAAAUAUAGUAUCUAGGAAGUCAUCAAUAGCGGCUGAGGAGAGUAUAUCAGAGUCUCGCCGCUCAUCUGUGGUUGAUAGGAAAGCCUUGGAGCAGGUUGAAAGCAAAAAUAUUGAGGGGAAAAAAAAUCCACAAUCUAUUAAUGAAGAAAUUCCAAAAUUGAAGCCAGCUGAAAAAAGGCGUGUUUCAAAGAAUGUAGAAGAGCCGAAGCCGGUAGAAGAAUUUCCAAAGCUGCGGAAGACAUCUAUUACACAGCCAAAGGAGGAACCUAAGCCAGAGGCUAUUAAGCCAAAAGCUAAAGCAAAACCUAAAGCCAAACCGAAAUAUGAGGAGCUGCCGGAAAUCCCAGAUUACGAGAGACCCAAACUCGAGAAAUACGAAAAAUCGGAGUUUACGCCCACCGAUUUUACUAGGGAGCUCGAAAUACCAAAUAAAAUGGAGAAACCAGUAAUAGAGAAUGCCAAAAAGUCAGCGGAAAUAGUUCCACAAAAGAAUGGCUUACCAAAGAAAUCUGAGGCAAUCGAAAAGCCGGCAGAGGAGCCAAAGAUUCUCAAAAUGGGUAAAGGUAAAUUGCCAGAUGUCGAAGAUACUAAAGAUGGCGCUACUCUUAAGCCUGUGAUUGUCGAACCAGAAAAAGAUAAAUCAAAAGAUGACGAUGAGACGAAUGAGGCUGUGAAACCAUCUUUGAUGGAUAUAAUAAAGCAAAGACGUCGUUCGUCAGUCAGAGCCUUGAUGACCAAGGAACCCAUACAAAACGAGUCCUUCCUCGGUGUAGUCUUGAAACCCGUAAUAAAGGAUGCUAAAGAGCAGGUUGCACCCCAACAAGCCAAGCAGUUACAUAAGGCAAAUGCAACGGAAGAGUUUAAUCCCACAAAAACAUCCAAAGCCCACAUAUCUGACCUGAAAAAACCAGAAGCCAUAGCAACCAUUGUUGACGAUUAUGAGCGGUCCCAAUUAGAAAAAUAUGAACGUAUUGAUAUUGAGACACUUAAACCUGAGAAAUUAACUCCUGUUGUUAAUACCCCGGACCAAGACCCACCUGAAGUGAAACUAACCGCCACAAAUCAAAAGGACGACAAGCCGAAGGUACCAAAAAUGCAGCCUCCAGCACCUGGUGAGCCACCAAAGAUAGAGGUGAUACGGGAGAAACGCCCGUCCCUAGCACCGGAGCCUCCAAGUCGACGCGGCUCACUAGUUCCCCCAGCCGAUACAGGUCGUCGACCAUCGCUUAUCAUUAAUGACGAGAAGAAACUCCGCCCCGGCGAAGUAAUGGAUACACGGUUGUUGAGGCCAGGCGAGGUUGGUGAAGGACAGCGGAGGCGUCCCUCAAUUGAUGUGCGUAGACCUAGUGUACAGGACUUGGAAGAUCUUAUUAAUAAGCCAUCUACUCCAUUGCGCGAUGUUGGCGAUGGUGGGCCACCAUCCAUUACAGAUGUUCAGGAGUCCUACUCAGUGGUUGAAGACUCGACGGCCUACCUUACAGUUACCAUUGAGGGCAACCCUGCACCGACUUUCAAAUUCUACAAAGGAGUCAGUGAGAUUCUUGAAGGUGGUCGUUACAAGUUCCUCACAGAUGGACAAUCAAAUUCAAUCACAUUGUGCAUGCGAAAGUGCAAGCCCAAUGAUGAAGGCAAAUAUAAGGUUGUUGUAUCGAAUAUACACGGCGAGGACUCGGCCGAAAUGCAGCUAUAUGUUUCCGAUUCCAGCGGCAUGGAUUUCCGUGCUAUGUUAAAAAAACGUCGUUAUCAAAAAUGGGACAAAGAAGAACAAGACCCCAAUUGGGGCGAUCUUAAAGAAACUGAAAAACCAUUGCCGGCUUUAAAGAAAGUCGAAAGGAAGGUAGAAUCAUUCCUUAGCCCAUUGAUCGACCAGUUCGCCAAAGAAGGCAAGGAUAAAAAGGUUGUAUUUGAAGCCAGAUUCAGCAAACCUAACUGCAAGCCCAAAUGGCUAUUCCGUAAGGAUGAGGUGUUUACAGGCAGUAAAUUCAAAUUCAAGCAGGAAAAUGAUACAUAUCAGUUGAUCAUAGCCGCACCCAAGGUAGAAGAUACCGGAAAAUACACAAUUGAGAUUGGAGGUGUGUCCAGUACAGCAUUUCUCAAUGUUGAGGAGGCAGAUCCAACAUAUACAUUUACAAAACCUCUGAAAAAGAAAAUUGAAGGAUUUACUGAACAUGAAACGACUCUGGAAUGUGCUGUUAGCAGUAGCAUGGCGAAUGUUCACUGGUUUAAGGACAAUAAGAAGAUUGAAUCUGAUGAUCCACGUUUCUUGAUCUCCAAAGAUAUUAAUGGCAAUCUGAAGUUGAUUAUCAAAGAUUCCUUAUUGGAAGACAGCGGUCAAUAUAGAUGUCAAUUAGACAAGCAGCCAGAUAAAACUGAAACUACAUUAAAGAUAGUCGAGUAUCCAUAUAAAUUCGUUAAAGUUCUCAAAUCGCAGCAAUGUAUUGAAAAGGACACAAUCACUUUAGCCUGCGAAAUCGAUGAUGCACAAGGUGAAGUGCAGUGGUUCCGCAACAACGAGGAAAUCAAGCCAGAUAAGCGAAUUCAAAUCCUCAAGGAUGGUCGCAAACGAAAACUGGUUAUCAAGGAUUGUAAGGUAACUGAUGCCGGUCAGUUCAAGUGUACAACUAAUGCUGAUAAGACUGAGGCAGAGAUAAUCAUUAAUUAUCAAAACCGAUUCAAUAAGAAACUCAAAGACACCGAUGCCGUUGAACGAGAGAAACUAGUGCUGGAUGUUGAGCUACAAGAUCAGACUGCUCCAUGCGACUGGAAGUUCAAUGGCGAGCCAAUAGUUCCAAAUGAGCGCAUUGAAGUUAAAAACUUAGGCGGAGGCAAGCACCAGCUAGUUUUCAAUAAUCUAGAGCUAUCCGAUGCUGGCGAAAUUACYUGUGAGUCCGGUCAACUCAACUCAACGUGUAAACUAUCUGUGCGACAGGGUGAGAGCCGCCCCAAUAUUGACUGUCCGGAUAAGUUUGCUGGACCAAUAAGUGCGCCUGUUAUUGUUGAGGUACCAUUCAAAGUUAGCGGUACUAGGCAAUCUCCAGUUGAGGCAAAACUAAUAAAGGACGGAAAGCCUUUGCCUGUCAAAGAUGUUGAGGUUGCGGUGACAGAUGAUAAGGUCACAUUUAAGAUUAAAAAGCCAUCUAGGGAUUUAUCAGGACCAUACCAAAUAAAGAUAUCAAAUGGACAAGGCGAAGAUACUAAAGAUAUAAAUAUUAUUUGUCAAGAUGUUCCACAACCCCCACUCGAUGUUGAUAUUACUGAUAUUUACCAAACAUCAUGUGUGGUUCAUUAUAAGCCACCAGCAGAUGAUGGUGGAAGUCCUAUUUCAAAAUAUAUUAUUGAACGUCAAGACUUGAGUAAAAAACAAGGCUGGGAGCCUGUCGCUGAGGCUCUGCCCAGUGAACCAUGUCACAAAGAGAUCACUGACUUAGUGCCAAAGAAGCAGUACAGAUUUCGUAUACGUGCUGUGAACAAAAUUGGUCCAUCGGAUCCAGCUACAUUUAAGAACUCAAUACUUGCAAAAGACCCAUGGGAUGAGCCUGGAAAACCUAAAGCCGUUGACCUUACUGACUGGGAUAGGGAUCACGCUGACCUUAAAUGGGAAGCACCAGAUAGUGAUGGUGGCGAUCCAAUUACCUCUUAUAUAAUUGAAUAUAAAGAAAAAUUCUCUAAUGAUUGGGUAUCCGGUAAUGAAGUGCCGGGAGAUGCUAGGGUCGGUACCGUUAAUAAUCUGAAGGAGGGCCAACAGUACGAAUUCCGAGUCCGUGCUGUUAAUCGGGCAGGUCCUGGCGAGCCUAGUGACAAGACAAAAGCCAUUAUAGCCAAAUGUCGAUUUGUUAAACCGUUUCUUGUUGGUGAUGGUCUUAAAAAUAUAACUGUGAAAAAGGGACAGACUGUACGUUACGACAUUAAAUAUGAUGGCGAACCCGAGCCAGCGGCUAGUUGGCAUAAGUCUAAUGAGCCUCUCAAGAUUGACAAUCACCGGAUUUGUCUUGAACAGCUCGAAAGGAAUUCAUCGAUAACUAUCAAAAAGUCUGUGCGUAAAGAUACUGGAAAAUAUAAGUUAAUAUUGACCAACAGUUCAGGUACCAUUGAAUCUGAAGCCCAAGUUAUUGUAUUGGACCGUCCAUUAGCACCAGGUGGGCCAUUUGAACCAGAAGAGGUUCGGGCUCAUCACAUUAAAAUGAAGUGGAAACGACCAGAAGAUGAUGGAGGCUGUGAAAUCACGGGGUAUGCCCUAGAGCGUAUGGAUGAAGAAACUGGCCGUUGGAUACCAGCUGGAGAAGUUGGUCCAGGCGAGACGUCGUUUGACUUUAAGGGUCUGACUCCAAAUAAAAAAUAUAAGUUCCGUGUCAAAGCUAUCAACAAAGAGGGUGAAUCUGAACCAUUGGAAACAACUGAUGCCAUUGUCGCCAAAAAUCCCUAUGACCCACCAAGUUCACCUAGCCAACCCAUUAUUGAUGAUUAUGAUAACAAGAGCGUCUCGCUUAAAUGGAAACGACCCCCAUCGGAUGGUGGACGUCCCAUAACGCAUUAUGUAGUUGAAAUGAAAGAUAAAUUCUCACCAACAUGGACUGAAGUUGCCAAAACUGAAGAUCCAACACCAGAAUGCAAAGUGGACGGACUCAAGGAGAAAAUGGUAUAUCAGUUCCGAGUGCGUGCAGUCAACAAGGCUGGCCCGUCUGAGCCGUCUCAACCCACAGACAAUCAUCUUUGCAAGCAUAAGAAUCUCAAACCACAAAUUGAUAGAUCAACAUUCAAACGUGUCACAAUCAAAAGUGGACGAACACACAAAUGGUCGGUUGACAUUACCGGUGAGCCGAUACCCGAAGUACAUUGGAGUUGGCGUGACGACGUUCCGCUAACAACUGGGGAUCGCAUAAGUAUCGAUAAUAUUGAUUAUCAUACGGAUUUUGUUAUAACGAAUGCCAAGCGUAAAGAUAGCGGUUUUUACACAUUGAAGGCAGAAAAUCGUAAUGGCGUUGAUCGCGAAACUGUUGAAUUGGUUGUCCUUGGUAGGCCAAGUUCUCCGAAAGGACCUCUGGCUGUCAGCGACGUUACAGCUACUGGAUGUAAAUUGCAGUGGAAAAAGCCUGAAGACGAUGGCGGUGUGCCGAUUAAGGAAUAUGUUGUUGAGAAAAUGGAUACAGCAACUGGCAAAUGGGUUAGGGUUGGACGGUCCCCAGGCGAAAAAGAACCACCUAGUUUUGAUGUUACAGGUUUGAAUCCUGGCUCUGAGUAUAUGUUUCGGGUAUCUGCUGUAAAUGAGGAGGGUGAAUCUGAGCCACUGACAACACUUGUUGGCGUUGUUGCCAAGGAUCCAUUUGAUGAGCCCAACAAACCAGGUACUCCUGAAGUUACCGAUUAUGAUAAUCAGAGUGUCAGCUUAAAAUGGACACCUCCCAAUAGUGAUGGUGGAGCUCCAAUACAAAAAUAUAUUAUUGAAAUGAAGGAUAAGAAUAGGCUGGAAUGGGAAAAGGCCCUAGAGAUUCCUGGUGAUCAAUUAGAGGCUACAGUUGCCGGUCUCCAAGAAUACGGCGAGUAUCAGUUCCGUGUCAUUGCAGUCAAUAAGGCAGGUCUUUCGCCACCAUCAGAUGCGAGCGUGCCACAAAUCGUAAAGUAUAAAAAAUUGAAGCCUCGCAUUGAUAGAACAAAUUUAAAGCCAUUGCUUAUUCGCGCUGGAAAGCCUAUCAAAUACGAUGUGCAUGUACGUGGCGAGCCUGUUCCUACAAUAAUAUGGUAUCAAAACGACAAGGAACUCAAGCCAGCAGACUUGCCAAGCAAUUGCGACAUUCAAAAUAUACCGCAUAAUACGAAAAUUUCAAUUAUUGAUACAGUGAGAAAGCAUACGGGCACAUAUAAAAUACGGGCCAUCAAUGAGCAUGGGGAGGAUGAAGCAACUGUUGAAGUUAAUGUUUUAGCACCUCCGGGUAAACCAAAGGGACCACUAGAUGUCAAAGAUAUUACUAAAGAUAGUUGCAAAUUAAAAUGGCAAAAGCCAGAAGAUGACGGUGGUAAGCCAAUUACAGCCUACCAAGUAGAAAAGUUCGAUAAGAAACAAGGUCGUUGGGUACCGGUCGGUCGUACCUCUGGCAAUGAUACUGAAUUUGAUGUCAAGGGCCUUCAGGAAGGUCAUGAGUAUCAGUUUCGGGUUAAAGCCAUCAAUGAGGAAGGUGAAUCUGAACCUUUGGAGACCGAUGGUAGCAUAUUAGCAAAGAAUCCUUAUGAUGCUGCCAGUAAGCCAGGUACACCAAAUAUUGAUGAUUAUAAUGAACACAUGGUUAAGCUAAAAUGGGAGGUACCCAAAGACGAUGGUGGUGCGCCAAUCACUGGCUAUGUUAUUGAAAGGAAGGAUAAAUUUUCACCCAUAUGGGAUGAAAUUCUUACAACUAACUCCCCUACACCUGAGGCAACAGUCGACGGCCUUACCGAAGGAAAUGUCUAUCAAUUUCGUGUUCGUGCUAUCAAUAAGGCCGGUCCUAGUGAGCCCAGCGAUGCAACACAGCCUCAUUUGGCGAAACCGAGAAAUCUUAAGCCAUCCAUAAAUCGCGAGAAAAUGAAGUCUGUUAAAGUACGAGCUGGUCAGACUGUUAAGUUUGAUGUUGAUGUUAAAGGUGAGCCAGCCCCCACUCUGACAUGGUUCUGCAAGGAAAAGGAAGUAACACCCAGUGGACAGUUACGAUUGGAUAACGAGGAUUACAACACGAAACUUAUGUUAAUGGAUACAUCACGGAAAGAUACUGGAUUUUAUAAGCUUAAAGCUGAGAAUAUGAAUGGUAUUGACGAAGCUGAAGUCGAAGUCAUUAUAUUGGAUAAGCCAGGAAAACCCGAAGGACCCUUGGAAGUCUCGGAUAUACAUAAAGAAGGCUGUAAGCUUAAGUGGAAAAAACCUAAAGACGAUGGCGGAGUCCCCCUAUCAGGCUAUGCUGUUGAAAAAAUGGAUACAGCGACUGGGAAAUGGGUACCUGUAGGAACUAUUGAUCCUGAAAAGUUAGAGCUCGAUGUCAAAAACUUGGAUCCUAAUCAUCGUUAUCAGUUCAGAGUAAAGGCCAUUAAUGAAGAAGGUGACUCAGAGCCACUCGAAACUGAUUCGGCUAUUACUGCUAAGAAUCCAUUUGAUAUAUCUUCACCACCUGGACUACCAGAACUUGAAGAUUGGGAUGAGCAUCAUGUAAAACUAAAAUGGGAACCACCAAUUCGGGAUGGAGGUUCGCCCAUUACAAAUUAUAUAAUUGAAGUCAUGGACAAGGAUUCGGGAGAGUUCGUUAAAGCAGUAGAAACAGAGGGUCCUAUUUGCAAGGGAGUCAUAAAAAAACUGGAAGAGGGCCAGCAGUACAAAUUCCGCGUUCGUGCUAUAAACAAAGCUGGUCCUUCGGAACCAUCAGAACAAACUAAUUGGCAUACUGCCAAACCACGUUUCCUGAAGCCCCAUAUAGACAGAACAAACCUAAAGCCUGUUAUUGUGAAAGCUGGUUUGUCUAUCAGCUUAGAUAUUAAUAUAAGAGGUGAGCCAGCUCCGAAGGUGGAAUGGCUGUUUAAUGGAUUACCUGUGGUUAGUGAUGAAGAAGGUAUUAACAUUGACAACGUUGAUUAUAAUACCAAAUUCUUUGUUAUGCGAGCCAAACGGCCACAAAGUGGCAAAUAUACCAUUAAGGCAACAAAUGAAGUGGGAGAAGAUGUUGCUGAAUUAGAUGUGACUGUACUUGGCAAACCAGGUAAACCUAAGGGUCCGUUGCAAGUUAAUGAUAUUACCAAACACAGCUGUAAGCUGAAGUGGGAAAAGCCUGAAGACGAUGGUGGGGCUCCAAUUGACUAUUACGAAAUAGAAAAACUGGAUCCACAUACUGGGCAAUGGCUACCAUGCGGCAAAAGUUCCGAGCCUGAAGCUAAGGUUAUUGGCUUACACGAAGGCAAGCCCUAUAAGUUCCGUGUACGCGCUGUCAAUAAAGAGGGCGAGUCUGAAGAUUUGGAAACAGAAAAGCCAAUUAUUGCGAAGAAUCCCUAUGAUGAGCCAGAUAAACCAGGUCGACCCGAGCCAACCAAUUGGGACAAGGACUUUGUUGAUUUAGCAUGGGAUCCUCCCAAAAACGAUGGAGGUGCUCCUAUUCAAAAAUACAUAAUACAAAUGCGUGAUAAGUCAGGUCGCGCCUGGGUAGAUGCGUCUACAGUUCCCGGUGACAAGACUAAGGGCACUGUGACCGCUGUUGAAGAAGGACAUGAAUAUGAGUUCCGUGUGGUCGCUGUUAAUAAAGCCGGCCCAAGUGAUCCCAGCGAUGUUUCCAAAUCUGUUGUAGCGAAACCACGUUUUUUAAAACCUCACAUUGAUCGAAAGAAUCUACAGAAGAAGAUCAUGCGCAGUGGCCAAUUGUUACACAUGGAUGCCACUGUUAAGGCCGAACCUCCAGCAAAAAUAACUUGGACCUACAAUGGCACUGAAAUAAAAAAUAAUGAUAAAAUUAAAAUUGAAAACGAAGAUUAUAAAACUACAUUUAUCAUGCCCAAAGUUAAACGUGCAGAUAAAGGUAUUUACAUAGUUACAGCUAAAAAUGAUUCUGGAGUGGACUCAGUUGAGGUCGAGCUAGAGGUAUUAUGUAAACCAAGUAAGCCAAAAGGACCAUUAGCCGUCUCCGAUGUGACGGCUGAGAAGGUACAUUUGAAAUGGGAAAAGCCUGAUGAUGAUGGCGGCGAGCCCAUAGAGCAUUACGUAGUUGAGCGUAUGGAUACGGAAACAGGCCGGUGGGUUCCUGUCCUAACGACUAAAAUUCCGGAGGCUGAUGUAACUGGCCUUACUGAAGGCAAAGAGUACUUAUUCCGUGUUAAAGCUGUUAAUACUGAAGGCGAAUCUGAGCCACUAGUAACUGACAUUCCAGUUACUGCCAAAAAUCCAUAUGAUGCUGCAGAUACACCUGGUAAGCCACAAAUAACGGAUUGGUCGGCAAAUCACGCAGAUCUGAAAUGGCGGGCACCAGAUGACGAUGGAGGUGCACCAGUUACAGGAUAUAUUGUUGAAAAAAAAGACAACAACACUGGAAAAUGGCAAAAAAUUCUGGAAACAAAUACACCCGAUUGUAAAGUACGUGUUAAUGAUUUAAUUGAAGGCACAAAAUAUCAAUUUCGUGUUAAAGCAGUUAACAAAGCCGGUCAUAGUAAGCCAUCAGAACCAUCUGACCAAAUGACUGCUAAGGAUAGAUUUGCGGCACCCAAAAUUGAUAGAACAAAUAUUAAGGACAUCAUCAUCAAAGCUGGCCAAAAUAUACGCUAUGAUAUUAAAAUUUCUGGCGAGCCACCACCAUCCAAGACAUGGUUCCAUAACAAAGCUCGUAUCGAAGAUGAUGACUACAAUAUUGAUAUGGAAUCAUAUCGUACCAAGCUCGCCGUGCCGUUUGCAAAGCGAUUACAUACCGGCAAAUACACUAUUAAGGCCGAAAAUGAAACUGGACAUGAUGAAGCCUCGUUUGAAGUGACCGUUCUCGAUAAGCCAGCAGCACCAGAGGGUCCACUGCGUGUAACGGAUGUUCACAAAGAAGGAUGCAAGCUGAAAUGGAAUCCACCUUUAGACGACGGUGGCGUGCCAAUAGAACACUACGUUGUUGAGAAACUAGAUGUAGAAUCUGGACGUUGGGUACCCUCCGGACGUUUCAAAGAACCAUUCGCUGAAUUGAAUAAUCUCGAUCCCGGUCAUGAAUAUAAGUUCAGAGUAUUAGCUGUAAACACUGAAGGCGAAUCGGAGCCAUUAAUUGGAGAGCAAUCGAUAAUUGCAAAGAAUCCUUUUGAUGAGCCCGGCAAGCCAGGUACUCCGGAGCCAGUUGAUUGGGACAAGGAUCGUGUGGAUUUGGUAUGGCGGCCACCUCAUAACGAUGGUGGCUCGCCUAUUAUUGGCUAUGUGGUUGAAAAACGUGAAAAAGGCACAGACAGAUGGAUUAAAGGAGUGGAAAUAUCUGUCCCAUCGCUUGGAGAAGAGUUAAAGGCUUCUGUGCCAAAUCUUGACGAAAACUGCGAAUAUGAGUUCAGAGUAAAGGCUGUUAAUGCAGCGGGUUCUGGAGAACCAUCUGACGCUAGCAGAUCUGUCUUAACGAAACCAAGAAAAUUGGCACCAAAGAUUGAUCGCAAAAACAUUCACACAUAUAAUAUUAAAGCUGGUGAGCCAGUAUUCCUCGACAUUAAUGUCAGUGGGGAACCAGCUCCUGAAAUUAGUUGGACCCAAAAUGGCAAAGGUGUUUUUCCCACAUCUGCGAGCCGCAUAGAAACAGUUCCCUACAAUACUAAAUAUAUCAACAGUAGGUCCGAGAGAAAGGAUACUGGUCUUUAUAAAAUUACAGCUCAUAAUCUUUAUGGUCAAGAUCAAGUCGAAUUCCAGAUCAACAUCAUAACUAAGCCUGGUAAACCGGUAGGACCGCUUGAAGUAUCUGAUAUUCACAAAGAUGGAUGCAAGCUUAAAUGGAAAAAACCUAAAGAUGAUGGAGGUGAGCCAAUUGAUAGCUAUUUGGUAGAAAAGUUCGACCCCGACACAGGUGUUUGGUUACCUGUUGGUAAGAGCGAUAUACCAGAAAUUACUGUUGAUGGCUUAAUACCCGGUCACGAGUAUAAGUUCCGUGUGAAGGCUGUAAACAAGGAAGGUGAAUCUGAACCGCUGGAGACAUUGGGCUCAAUAGUCGCCAAAGAUCCAUUUACGGUACCUUCCAAACCUGGCGCCCCAGAGCCAACAGACUGGUCAGCCAACAAAGCAGAACUUUCUUGGAAUGAACCAGCUAGUGAUGGGGGCUCCCCUAUCAUAGGCUACAUUAUUGAAAUCAAGGAUAAAUAUAGUCCACUAUGGGAAAAAGCCUUGGAAACGGACUCGCCUACCCCUAUCGCCACUGUGAAUGGGCUAAUAGAAGGAAAUGAAUACCAAUUCAGAGUAACUGCGUUAAACAAAGGUGGACAAUCAGAGCCAUCUGAUGCAAGCAAGACACUUAUAGCUAAGCCGCGUUAUCUGGCACCAAAGAUAGACCGCAGAAAUCUACGUGAUGUGACAAUAUCGGCCGGAACAGCGCUAAAGUUAGACGCUGUUAUCAUUGGUGAGCCGGCACCAAAAGUGGAUUGGAAAUUUUCGAAUUAUCCCUUGCAAUUUGGAAAAAAUACAACAAUUGAAACGCCCGACUAUUACACCAAACUUGUUAUACGCCCGACUCAAAGGGGUGACUCUGGUGAAUAUUUGGUAACAGCUACAAAUAGCUCUGGCAAGGAUAGCGUCCUGAUUAAUGUAAUAAUUACGGAUAAGCCCACACCGCCUAAUGGACCACUUCAGAUAUCUGAUGUACAUAAGGAAGGAUGUCAUUUGAAAUGGAAACGACCUAACGAUGAUGGUGGUACUCCUAUUGAUUAUUUCCAAAUAGAUAAGUUAGAUCCAGAAACUGGUUGUUGGUUACCAUGUGGACGAUCAACCGAGCCCCAGGCCGAUAUUACUGGUCUGACGCCUGGUAAUGAAUAUAAAUUUAGGAUAUCGGCUGUAAAUGCAGAGGGCGAAUCGGCUCCAUUAGUUGGCGAAGAAUCAAUUAUAGCCAAGAAUCCGUUUGACGAGCCUGGAAAGCCUGAAAAUUUAAGAGCAACCGAUUGGGAUAAGGAUCACAUCGAUUUGACUUGGAUGCCACCGUUAAGCGAUGGGGGAUCUCCAAUAACUGGCUAUCUCAUUGAAAAGAAAGAUAAAUAUGGUCAAUGGGAAAAGGCUUUGGAAGUGCCAGCUGAUCAAUGCAAGGCUAGUGUUCCUGACCUAACUGAAGGCCAAGCUUAUGAAUUCCGUGUUAGCGCCAUUAAUGCAGCUGGGCCAGGUGAACCAUCGAAUGCAACACCUUCCAUUGUUGCCAAGUCGCGCAAUAAGCCGCCAGUUAUUGAUCGCUCCAACUUAAUCGAAGUGCGCAUUAAAGCUGGGCAAACUUUUACAUUUGAUUGUAAAGUAUCCGGAGAACCAGCACCUUUAACUAAAUGGCUACUUAAAAAAAAAGAGGUGUAUUCAAAAGAUAACGUGAAAGUUACCCAUGUUCCCUAUAAUACCAAACUUAAAGUAACUAAUGCGACCCGUUCUGACUCUGGUCUAUAUACUCUGCUUGCUGAAAACGCUAACGGAGAAGAUAGUGCUGAUGUGAAAGUAACUGUUAUUGACAAGCCAUCCCCACCCAAUGGACCACUUAAAGUGGAAGAUGUUAAUGCAGAGAGUUGCACGCUGCAAUGGAAUCCACCAGAUGACGAUGGUGGGCAACCCAUCGAUAGCUAUGUGGUAGAGAAAAUGGACGAAGCAACUGGUCGUUGGGUACCAGCAGCAGAGACAGAUGGACCAAGCACUAGUUUAAAAGUGAUAGGCCUUACACCCGGACAUAAAUACAAAUUUAGAGUACGUGCUAGGAACCGUCAAGGUACAUCAGAUCCACUUACAGCACCUCGUGCCAUUGAAGCCAAAAAUCCAUACGAUGAACCCACCAAGCCGGGAACUCCAUCUAUUAAAGAUUUCGACAAAGAUUUUGUGGACUUGGAAUGGACAAGGCCAGAAAACGAUGGUGGUUCACCUAUAAGUGGUUAUGUAAUCGAGAAGCGAGACAGAUAUUCACCAGAUUGGGAGAAGUGCGCUGAAGUCGAUGGUGAUGUAACUAGCGGUCAUGUGCCUGAUCUGAUUGAUGGUGUUAAAUAUGAAUUCCGUGUCAGAGCAGUAAACAAAGCUGGUCCCGGUAUACCAAGCGAUGCGACUGAACCGCAUAUUGCGCGUGCCAAAAACUUGCCGCCUAAAAUUGAUAAGAACUUUAUGUUGGAUAUAAAAAUUCGUGCAGGAAACGUAUUUGAAUUUGAUGUGCCGGUUAGUGGAGAGCCCAUUCCAAGUAAGGAAUGGACCCAUGAAGAUAAUAUGGUUAUAAAUGCAGAUCGUGUGAAAAUCUCAAAUUUCGAUGAUCGCACGAAAUUGCGUAUUCUAGAUGCUAAACGGGCAGAUACUGGAUCCUACAAAUUGGUUGGCCGCAAUAUUAAUGGUAUUGAUAGCCAUACUGUUAAAGUGACUGUACUAGAUGUUCCAACUAUUCCCGAAGGACCACUACGUGGGGAUGAGGUAUCCAAAAACUCAAUGACACUGCGUUGGCGACCACCCAAAGAUGAUGGUGGCUCCGAAAUAACGCACUAUGUCGUUGAAAAAAUGGACAAUGAAGCAAUGCGUUGGGUGCCAGUCGGAGAAUGUGCUGGCACUGAGAUUCGUGCUGAUAAUCUUAUUGAAAACCAUGAUUAUAAUUUUAGAGUACGUGCUGUUAACAAACAAGGGCAAUCACAGCCUUUAACAACUAGUCAAGCCAUUACAGCUAAGGAUCCAUAUUCCCAUCCAGAUAAACCAGGUCAACCACAAGCUGUUGAUUGGGGCAAGGACUUUGUGGACCUGGAAUGGGCUGCACCUAAAAGGGAUGGUGGAGCACCUAUUUCUUCAUAUAUUGUCGAAAAGAGACCCAAAUUCGGACUAUGGGAACGUGCUGCUGUUCUACCUGGAGAUGAGCGAAAAGCCCACAUAGCCGAUCUAACAGACGGUGGAGAGUACGAGUUCCGUAUAAUUGCUGUGAAUCGCGGUGGUCAGAGCGAUCCAUCAGAUCCAUCUGCAACCAUUAUAUGCAAGCCACGCUUCCUGGCCCCAUUCUUUGAUAAAUCUCUCUUAAAUGAUAUAACUGUUCAUGCUGGUAAAUGUCUGGGCUGGACGCUACCAAUAGAAGCUUCACCACGACCAACAAUUAAAUGGCUUUACAAUGGCAAGGAAAUAGAACCAAAUAGACGAAUUGAGUCAAAUAUUUUCCAAAAUGAACUGACAUUUGAAAUACCCUCAGCGCUUCGGUCUGAUGAAGGACGAUAUACAUUGAUACUGAAAAACGAGCACGGUUCAUUUGAUGCAUCAGCACACGCAACAGUACUUGACCGUCCAUCAGUGCCAAGGGGUCCACUGGAUAUCACAAAGAUAACCAGAGAUGGCUGCCACUUGGGAUGGAAGGCACCUGAUGAUGAUGGGGGCUCACCAAUAUUGCAUUACAUUAUUGAAAAAAUGGACUUGUCCAGAGGAACAUGGUCAGAUGCGGGCAUGAGUACCCAUCCAGUUCAUGAUGUUAUACGUCUUGUUCAUCGAAAGGAAUAUUUAUUCCGUGUUAAGGCUGUCAAUGCAAUUGGCGAGUCGGAUCCAUUAGAAGCAUCACAAAGCAUUAUUGCCAAGAAUGACUUUGAUGAGCCCGAUGCGCCCGGUAAGCCAAGUAUUACCGAUUGGGAUCGCGAUCAUGUUGACCUACAAUGGAUUGCACCAAAAUCGGAUGGUGGUGCACCCCUUACCGAAUAUAUUAUACAAAAGAAAGAAAAGGGAAGCCCAUACUGGGUGAAUGUUGUUCACGUACCUCCGAAUAAGACUGCAGCAACUGUACCAGAACUUGUCGAGGGCCAAGAAUAUGAGUUUAGAGUAAUUGCUGUCAAUCAAGCUGGCCAGUCCGAGCCAUCCGAACCAUCGGAUAUGAUAACGGCCAAGCCACGCUACUUGGCACCAAAGAUUAUAACACCAUUACACGAAGUAUGUAUUAAGGCCGGACUUAUAUUCCAUAUAGAUAUAGAUUUUAUUGGCGAGCCAGCACCAGAGGCGAUAUGGACGCACAAGAGUAAUGCAUUGCGCUCAAAUGAAAGAUCAACCAUUACCACAAUAGGACACCAUACUGUUGUCCAUACUGUUAAUUGUCAACGUACAGAUUCUGGAAUUUAUCAUUUGCUAUUGCGCAAUGAUUCUGGCAUCGAUGAGGGUAGCUUUGAACUGAUUGUUCUCGAUCGUCCCGGCCCACCUGAUGGCCCAUUAGAGUACGAAGAAAUAACUGCUAACUCUGUGACCAUAUCAUGGAAACCACCAAAAGAUAAUGGCGGAUCUGAAAUAUCUGCAUAUGUCAUCGAGAAAAGGGAUUUAACACAUGGUGGAGGUUGGGUACCUGCUGUUUCGUACGUUAACGCUAAAUACAAUCAUGCAGUUGUUCCGAGACUCUUAGAAGGUACGAAAUACGAGUUUAGAGUAAUGGCUGAGAAUUUGCAGGGACGUUCCGAUCCAUUAGCAUCGGAUCAGCCUGUUAUAGCUAAAAGUCAAUACACCGUCCCUGGAGCACCAGGUAAACCAGAAUUAUUGGACAGUGAUAAAGAUCAUAUUACUAUCAAAUGGAAACAGCCCAUAAGCAACGGUGGCUCACCCAUAAUUGGCUAUGAUAUUGAGCGUAGAGAUGUAAAUACUGGCCGGUGGAUCAAAAUUAAUGGAGAGCCAACUCCGACCGCCGAAUAUAGGGAUGACCGAGUAUCACCAAAUCAUCAAUAUCAAUACAGAGUAUCGGCAGUCAAUGCAGCCGGAAAUGGCAAACCUUCAGAGCCAUCAUCUACACUCAAUGCGCGCCCCAUGCGGGAGAAGCCAAAACUCCAUCUCGAUGGCUUGCUCGGCAGACGUAUUAAAGUACGUGCUGGUGAACCAGUCAGUGUUCAUAUUCCGAUCUCUGGUGCACCAACGCCGACGGUUGAAUGGAAGCGCGGGGACAUAAAAUUAUCAGAUGGUAGUAAAAUCUCAUUCGACACAAAUACGGAGCGUACAAUUUUCCGUAUUGAUGAUUCAACUAGGAAAGACUCUGGAGUAUAUAAAAUUACAGUAUCCAAUGAAUUCGGAAAAGAAUCUGCUGAUAUUGAAAUAAUAGUAGUUGAUAAACCAGGGCCGCCCGAAGGUCCCCUGACCUACACUGAGAUAGCACCUGAUCACAUUUCAUUGCAAUGGAAUUUACCGACAGAUGAUGGUGGCAGUGAUAUAACAGGCUUUAUUGUUGAAUUUACAGAGUUUGGUGUUGAUGAUUGGAAGCCUGUACCUGGCUACUGCCCGAAAACAAAUUACACAGUCAAGGGGCUAACUGAAGGAAAAAAAUAUUUAUUCCGUGUCACAGCUGAGAAUAUAUACGGCAUUUCCGAUGCUCUCGAAGGUAAGCCAGUUGUAGCAAAGUCCCCAUUCGAUCCACCAGGUUCACCCACACAGCCUCAAGUUGUUGGAUAUACCCCAAGCUCAGCAUCAUUGGAAUGGCAUCCACCAGAUUAUUGCGGCGGAAAACCGAUUUCAGGUUAUAUUGUAGAAAGACGAGAACGCGGUGGCGAAUGGAUUAAGUGUAAUAAUUAUCCAACGCCGAAUACCAGCUAUACAGUGCCCGAUUUACGUGAAGGCUCUAGAUACGAGUUCCGUGUAACUGCUGUCAAUGAAGCUGGUCCCGGCAGCCCAUCAAAGCCAUCUGAUCCUAUGUCAGCUGAACUACAACGCUAUCGUCCUGAUCCACCCGAACCACCAAAGGCCGACCGCAUCACAAGGGAUAGUGUUACAUUAUCCUGGCGGCCUCCACGAAACGAUGGAAAAUCCAAAAUCAAAGGCUUUUAUAUUGAGCAACGACCUAAAAAUUCAAAAGAUUGGAAGCCAGUUAAUGACAUACCAAUUAAUUCUACUGUGUUUACGGUACCAGAUUUGAAAGAAGGCGAAGAAUAUUCAUUCCGCAUUAUUGCAGAAAACGAUGUUGGACGGUCAGAACCUUCCAAACCAUCACAGCCCAUACAAAUUGAAGAACAGCCCAAUAAGCCAUGCAUGGACUUAGGUGGAGUUCGCGAUAUAAUUUGUCGUGCCGGAGACGAUUUCAGCAUUCACGUACCCUAUGUUGCUUUCCCGAAACCGACAGCAUUCUGGUACUCAAAUGAUAUUGUGCUGGAUGAUGACAAACGUGUGCACCAGCAAUUAACUGAUGAUGCUGCUUCAUUCGUUGUAAAGAACUCAAAGCGAUCGGACUCAGGGCAGUAUAGACUACAGCUUAAAAAUCCACACGGCUAUGAUACGGCUACCAUUAACGUAAAAGUCUUGGAUAGACCUGGAGCACCAAGCAAUUUGCGUGCUGAUGAAUUUGCGGGUGAUUCUUUGACAUUAUAUUGGAAUCCUCCACUGGAUGAUGGUGGCUCUCCUAUUCAGAACUAUAUUGUUGAGAAAAAAGAGGCCCGUUCUUCAACUUGGACAAAAGUCAGUAGCUACUGUACUGUGCCAUUUGUACGUGUACGUAAUCUGACAAUUGGUAAGGAAUAUGAUUUCCGAGUAAUUGCGGAAAAUAAAUAUGGUGAAUCAGAUCCAGCCACAACGUCAGAGCCCAUCAGAGCAAGGCAUCCAUUCGAUGUACCUAAUGCACCUGGCAUACCUCGCGGCAUAGAUUCAACAGAGGAUAGUAUUACGAUUGCCUGGUCUAAGCCCAAACAUGAUGGUGGAUCACCAAUAACCGGAUACGUAAUCGAGAAGCGACUUUUGAGUGAAGACAAAUGGACAAAGGCUGUUCAUGCCCUCUGUCCAGAUCUUACCUGCAAGAUACCCAACUUAAUAGAAAAUGCAGAAUAUGAAUUUAGAGUUGCUGCUGUCAAUGCGGCGGGUCAAUCACCAUUUAGUGCAUCAAGCGAGCUUAUUUUCUGUCGCCGUCCGCCCCACGCGCCAAAAAUAACAUCUGACUUAUCUAUAAGGGAUAUGACUGUAAUUGCUGGUGAUGAAUUCCAUAUAACUGUACCAUAUCAUGCGAAUCCACGGCCAACACCUUCUUGGAAUAUCAAUGGUAUCGAAGUAUCAGCCAAUGAACGCAUUCGAUUCGAUACAGAUGAUUACAGCUCAGUUUACCACAAUAAAUGUGCUAAGCGUUCGGAAACUGGAUCCUAUACAAUUACAUUAACAAAUAGCAAGGGCUCCGACACAGCAUCCUGUCAUGUGACCGUUGUUGACAGACCUGGUGCACCACAAGGUCCAUUGAAUGUCUAUGAUAUUACACCAGAUACGUGUACACUAGCUUGGAAGACACCACUUGACGAUGGUGGGUCACCAAUCACAAAUUAUGUGGUUGAGAAAUUGGAUACUAGUGGUACAUGGGUAAAGGUUAGCAGUUUUGUACGCAAUACACAUUACGAUGUAAUGGGCCUGGAACCCAAUCACAAAUAUCAUUUCCGUAUAAGAGCUGAGAAUCAAUAUGGACUAUCAGAGUCACUAGACAUGCCUGAACCCAUAACUGCCAAACAUCAAUUCACUGUUCCCGAUGAACCUGGCCAGCCGAAGGUAAUUGAUUGGGAUUCUGGCAAUGUAACAUUAAUAUGGACACGUCCAGCCAGUGAUGGUGGCUCUCGCAUUCAGGGUUAUCAAAUUGAAUACCGUGACAUCGUCAAUGACUCAUCAUGGAAUACCUAUGAGUAUUUAAUAAAAGACAUUAAAUAUCAAUUGUACAACUUAACGAAUGGUAGCGAAUAUGAAUUCCGUAUUAAAGCGAAGAAUGCUGCUGGCUACAGUAAACCAUCUCCUCCAUCAAUGCGAUUCAAGCUGAAGGGUAAAUUUAAUAUACCAUCUCCUCCAGGUACACCACAGGUUAUGAAAGUGGGCAAGAACUAUGUCGAUCUAAAAUGGGAGAAACCACUCAGCGAUGGAGGCUCUCGCAUUACUGGUUACAUUAUAGAGCGUCGAGAUAUUGGGGGUGCUGUUUGGGUUAAAUGUAAUGAUUACAAUGUUCUCGAUACUGAAUUCACAGUUAUUAACCUUAUCGAAAUGGGCGAUUAUGAAUUCCGAAUUUUUGCUAUUAAUGCUGCAGGACGCUCAGAGCCCAGCCAUUGUACUAUGCCCAUUAAGGUCUGCGAAAUUUUAGGCGGCGAGAAGCCAGAUUGGAUAUCGAGAUUACAAGACAGGAUUGCACCUUGUGGCAAAGACUUUACGUUACAGUGCGCUGCAUCUGGUAAGCCAAGUCCCACAGCAAGAUGGUUGAGAAAUGGUAAAGAAAUCCAGAUGCAGCCUGGAGGACGUUUCACAUGUGAUAGUAAAGACGGUGCCUUCCGUUUACACAUCACAAAUGUGCAAUCUGGCGAUGAUGGUGACUAUACUUGUGAAGCGAUAAACUCGCUUGGAUUUGUGCAUACAUCUAGUUAUCUUAAAGUUGGCUCACCACCGAUUAUAAACCGAUGCCCCGAUGAGUUGUAUUUACCAGAGGGCGAUAAUACAAAGAUUAAGAUUUACUAUUCAGGCGAUCAGCCACUUUCAGUGAAGAUAACCAGAAAUAACGAGCUCAUCUCCGAUGUGGCUGACGAAUCUCAUUUUAAAUAUACUGUCUUUGAUGAUUAUAUUGCUAUAUUUAUUUGCGAUAUCGUUAAGACCGAUGGUGGCAACUAUCAAAUUGAGCUCAGCAAUGAUUCUGGUAGUGCAGUCGGACGUUUUGAUGCACGUAUUACCGGAUUGCCUUCAGCACCCGUUGGACCAAUAGGAAUUUCACAUAUCAACAAGCAUUCGUGUAUAUUAGCCUGGCGUCCACCAGUGUAUGAUGGUGGUCUGAGAAUAACUCAUUAUGUGGUUGAACGGAAGGAUAUAUCGUCACCCCAUUGGAUCACUGUGUCCAGCACCUGCAAGGAUACAAACUUCAAUGUGCAAGGUCUGAUCGAAAACCAAGAGUAUAUAUUCCGCGUAAUGGCUGUUAAUGAAAACGGCAUAGGCUCUCCAUUAGAAGGCUUAAAUCCAAUUCGUGCCAAGGCACCAAUCGAUCCACCAUCACCUCCUGGCAUUCCUGACAUUACAGAGAUUGGUGGAGACUUUGUCCAUUUAGAAUGGAACAAGCCGGAGUUGGAUGGUGGUAGCUAUAUACAAGGAUAUUGGAUUGAGAAACGAGAAAUUGGCAGCGAUACUUGGCAACGAGUUAAUCAAAUUAUUUGUGCUGCAAAUCAAAUCAACUGUCAUCAUUUGAUUGAAGGUCGUCAGUACGAAUUCCGCGUAUUCGCACAAAAUACAGCUGGACUAUCGAGACCGUCGACCGCCUCGCAGGCCGUUAAAAUAGUCGAUCCAAAGGCGGCAACACCUCCUGUUGUUGUGAAGCCACUACGUGAUGCGAACUGCAUACAAAACCAUAAUGCACAGUUCACAUGUGAAAUCACCGGAGUUCCUCGACCUACCAUAACUUGGUAUAAAGGAGCGCGUGAGAUUACGAGUGGAGCUCGCUAUCACAUCUAUUCCGAGGGUGAUAAUCACUUCUUGAAUAUUAACGACGUAUUCGGCGAAGAUGCUGAUGAAUAUGUUUGUCGUGCCGUAAAUAAAGCCGGUGCCAAGUCAACACGUGCAGCUCUCGCCAUUAUGACUGCGCCGAAGUUGAAUGUUCCACCACGAUUCAGAGACACUGCUUACUUUGAUAAGGGGGAAAAUGUUGUCAUUAAAAUACCAUUCACUGGUUUCCCCAAACCCCGUAUUAAUUGGGUAAAGGAUGGAGAUAAAAUUGAAUCUGGCGGACACUACAAUGUUGAAGUCAAAGACCGCCACGCCAUAUUAACAAUUCUUGAUGGAUCGCGGCUCGACUCUGGCCCAUACCGAAUAACGGCAGAGAAUGAACUUGGGUCGGAUACGGCUGUAAUUCAAGUGCAAAUCAGUGAUCGUCCAGAUCCACCACGGUUCCCAUUGGUUGAGAGUAUUGGCACAGACUCGUUAUCUCUAAGCUGGAAGGCACCUGUUUGGGAUGGUGGCAGCGAUAUUACAAAUUAUCUAGUUGAAAGGCGUGAGCAUCCACUUUCUUCAUGGAUACGUGUUGGAAACACUCGAUUCACUUCAAUGGCUGUUACUGGUCUGACACCUGGCAAAGAGUAUGAUUUCCGUAUAUUUGCCGAUAAUGUCUAUGGACGAUCUGAUCCAUCGGAGGUAAGCACACUGAUCAAGACGAAAGAUUCCAUUAAGAAGAAGCCCACAGAGCGUAAAUGGGAAUUGGAUGAAAACGGCAAAAAGAUACGCGGCAAGGCUGAUGGAGCAAUUAAAGACUAUGAUUCUUAUGUAUUCGACAUAUACUCGAAAUUCGUGCCACAGCCCGUUGAAAUUUCCCAUCAAAGCGUUUACGAUAGAUACGAUAUACUUGAGGAGAUCGGUACCGGUGCCUUUGGUGUUGUGCACAGAUGUCGGGAGCGUAGCACUGGAAAUAUAUUCGCUGCCAAAUUUAUACCCGUAUCACAUGCUGUUGAAAAAGACUUGAUUCGACGUGAGAUUGACAUUAUGAACCAGUUGCAUCAUCAAAAAUUGAUCAACCUACACGAUGCUUUCGAAGAUGAUGACGAAAUGGUUCUUAUACUUGAAUUCUUAUCUGGUGGAGAAUUAUUUGAACGUAUCACUGCAGAAGGAUACGUUAUGACCGAAGCCGAAGUUAUUAAUUAUAUGAGACAGAUCUGCGAGGGUAUCAAACAUAUGCACGAGAAAAAUAUUAUUCACUUGGACAUAAAGCCGGAGAAUAUAAUGUGCCAGACACGCAGCAGUACAAACGUGAAACUAAUUGAUUUUGGUCUGGCCACACGAUUGGAUCCUAACGAAGUCGUAAAAAUCACAACAGGCACAGCCGAAUUUGCAGCCCCUGAAAUUGUAAAUAGAGAGCCAGUUGGCUUCUAUACAGAUAUGUGGGCCACGGGUGUGCUUGCUUAUGUGCUCCUAAGUGGACUUUCGCCAUUCGCUGGAGAGAACGAUAUACAGACUCUAAAGAAUGUUAAAGCCUGCGAUUGGGACUUCGAUAUGGAUGCAUUUAAGCAUAUAUCCGAUGAGGGCAAAGAUUUUAUACGCAAGCUUCUUGUUGCCAACAAAGAGAAACGAAUGACUGCCCACGAAUGUCUGCUUCAUCCAUGGCUGACAGGCGAUCACAGGGAGCUAACACAGAAGAUUGCUCGCGAUCGUUAUUUAGCAUAUCGGGAGAAAUUGCGAAAGAAGUACGAGGAGUUUGAAAAGUAUCUAUUGCCUAUUGGCCGCCUAUCCGAGUAUUCAUCACUACGAAAAUUGUUAAUGGAGAAAUAUAAGAUUCAUGACGCCGUGUUCGAUCGUCGACAAGCUGCUCCUCGAUUUGUCAUCCGACCCUCGUCACAGUUCUGUUACGAAGGACAAAGCGUUAGAUUCUAUUGUAGGUGCAUCGCGAUUGCCACGCCCACGCUCACUUGGACACACAACAAUAUUGAGUUAAGGCAGAGCGUUAAAUUUAUGAAACGGUAUGCAGGAGAUGACUAUUACUUUAUAAUUAAUCGUGUCAAGCUAGAUGAUCGUGGCGAAUACAUAAUACGCGCCGAAAACCAUUACGGUUCCAGAGAGGAAGUAGUGUUCCUCAAUGUACAUCCACUGCCAAAGGAACAACCAAGAUAUAGAACCGAAUCGACGCCGGUUCGACGUCGUGAGCCCUUGCCCUAUACCUUCUGGCAGGAGGAAGCGGAAUCGGCACCCAAUUUUACAUUCCUAUUACGUCCACGCGUCAUGCAGGCCCGCGACACGUGUAAGCUCCUCUGUUGUGUAAGUGGCAAGCCCGUUCCUUCUGUCAAGUGGUAUAAGGAUGGGCGUGAGCUAAGUAAAUACGAAUAUGCAAUGACUCACUCCGAUGGCGUUGUCACAAUGGAAAUUAUUGAUUGUAAGCCCUCAGACUCUGGCAAAUACAGCUGUAAGGCAACGAAUUGCCAUGGAACAGAUGAGACAACAUGCGUCGUUAUUGUCGAAGGAGAAUGGGUUACACCUGAGCAGGCCGAACUUGCACACAACUUCCUUUACUCAGGAGAUCGAAAAUACAUCGAACAACCCAUCAAGCCGGCUCCUCCACCGAUUAUAACCACACGUCAAUUCACGUCGUCAAAUAUUUCCAACAGUUCACAUCAGUCAUCAAGCUCGACAUCGACGGCGGACGUUAAGAUGGUCACCAACAGCAACUCGACAACAAGCACAAGUUCCUCAUCGAUACAGAAUAGCAUUUCAGGCAAAAAGAAAUAUGCAGCCAGUAGCUUACAGGCACCCGGCAGUCCAUCACGAUCUCGUAGUGCUACUAAAGAGCUAAUACUUCCACCCGACGAUUCCUUAAUGUGUAAGCCAGAGUUCACUAAACCACUCCACGACUUGACAAUUCGCGAUGGCGAGCAGUUGCAGUUGAUGUGCCAUGUCAAGGGGGAUCCGGAGCCACAAAUCACAUGGUCCAAAAAUGGCAAGUCGAUAUCGUCAUCCGAAAUAAUGGAUCUAAAAUACAAAAACGGUAUUGCAACGCUCACCAUCCACGAAGUUUUCCCAGAAGAUGAAGGCGUCUACUCUUGCACGGCGACAAACUCAAUUAGCGCUGUCGAAACGAAGUGCAGGCUAACCAUUCAACCUCUGGACAAGCAGUCAAGCAAGCGACAGGCAACUGGCAGUGACAAGCCACCAAAGAUAGUAAGCCACUUGGAGUCCAGAUUUGUAAAGGAUGGAGACGCGGUUACUUUGGCUUGUCGUAUUAUUGGCGCCGAUCAUUUUGAUGUCGUUUGGCUGCACAACAAUAAAGAGAUUAAGCCAAGCAAGGAUUUCCAAUAUACGAGCGAGGCAAACAUUUAUCGUUUGCAGAUCGCUGAAAUUUUCCCAGAAGAUGGCGGCACAUAUACAUGUGAGGCGUUUAACGAUGCGGGGGAAUCAUUCAGUACCUGUACAAUCAAUGUUAUCGUACCUGGCGAUGACCCCAAGCAGCCGACAUUUGUUCAAUUUCCCGUUUCCGUUUCCGUUACGGAGGGAGAAGAUGCCCACUUCGAAUGUGAAUUCGAUGGAGAGCUGGUCAAUCUAGCUUGGCUAAAGGAUGGUAAACCUAUUGACGAAGCACGCACCAGAUACUCGUUCACCAAGGAUGGCAAUCGCUAUAAGUUCACUGUAAACAAAUGUACUUUAGAUGAUGUGGGACAAUAUCAGGCAAAAGCUUUAUCCAAGAAAGGUGAAACCCUGAGCGCAUUUUCGGUAAAUGUCCUCAGCUCCGAUGCCUAAACUUCAACAAAGCUAACGAAAAUAUAAGUUUAUUAGACUGCUCAUGAAAUAGAUAUCAUUUAUGUAUUUAAUGCACAUGGGAAAAAAAAUGAAUGAUACCCAAAAUAU
Messenger RNA from Drosophila arizonae, 26100 nucleotides. It is a transcript of the gene bt, whose product is annotated as projectin protein bent. Gene Ontology annotation, molecular function: ATP binding; protein kinase activity; protein binding. Lineage: Eukaryota; Metazoa; Arthropoda; Insecta; Diptera; Drosophilidae. The record is from RefSeq and is a predicted model, not a curated record. Gene Ontology annotation, cellular component: M band. Gene Ontology annotation, biological process: sarcomere organization; protein phosphorylation.